UAACCAUUUCGUAUCAUUAUCUUAAUAAUCAUUAUCUUAAAACCGUGUAGUGAUAUAACACCUUCAAGACAUGUCGGAUUCGGAGGAGGAAACUAAUCGCCUUUUAAACGCCGUACCACACAUGCCGUCUAAUUUUGAUAUGUCUUCACAAUCGACAUCAACCGAAACUGAUCUCAUUAUUGAUGAAAAAGAGGGAGAUAGAGGUGAGGACUCUGAUAACAAGUCAAUCAAUGAGGAGACGGUUGAAGAAAAGGAAGUGAAACACGAAAGUGAUUUGACGGGCAUUGCAUAUGAUGGCAACAAAAGAGGAACAACCAUCGAAGGCAUUACAGACCACAGCUUACCAACUGAUAUCGCGGUGGAUGAUAAUAGAGUGGUAAAACUGAAGAUAGUAGACAAUAAAACACCACAGGAAGUCAAUGUAAUGAAUGAAAGAGUGGAUAAUACAGAUAUUCCUCUUAAGUCAACGGCUAAUAAAGACGUUAACAUGAUUAGUUCACGUAUUACUUCAACGUCCACUUCAGUGUUAAUUAAAGACGUUGAUAAUCUUCAUGUGCCGUCAACGUCUUGCUUAUCGAUGGAGACAAAUAUUACUCCGCUCUCUAGUGUCGCGAAAAGCGGCACAAUCGAAGAAAAAUUGAAUGAAAUCAUUCGAAGACAGAAAGAAAUGAAUGAAGUCAGAAAUACCCGUCGGAUUGAUAAUGAAAGUGAGCUCAAGACCAGCAUAGCUUUAGUGGACACCGAUUAUUAUAGAAGAUGUAAAGAACUAACGAAGUAUACCAAAGAAAUUGAAGCACGUCUCAAGUUUACGGAGAAUAUCAACGCUGAUCUGCUGGAAGCCCUGAAUAAUAUUAUUAAUAAACACAAAGACUUUGCUGUAGUUAUUGAUGCCCUCACGUCGGCUGCAGACGUCAGAGACGCUACAAAUGAAGCUAUUAAGAAGAUGAGAGGAGAGGCCGCCAAAUUUUCUAAAUUCAGACACGAUAUGGUUCUCGACGAUUUUGUCACAGUACCGACGUACGAGGCGAAGUGGGUUAAUGUUGGCCCCAGUAAUUCUGCUGUGGUCCUGGCUGAGGCAAAAGCCAACCUCGAAAAAAUGACGGACAACAACAUUAUUGAAGAAGAAGAUGAAUUGAUUUCAGGAAAUAAUGAUACUCCGAAGACAACAACAAAAAUGGUUGAAAAGUUAAAUAAAAUGUCGAAGUCUCACGGCAACGUAUUACAUAAAAGUAUAACCAAACCUAGUACUUCGGCGUCCCACGGCAACGUAUCAAAGUCAAGUAUCGGCAAGUCCAGCACUUCAACGUCGCACGUAAACGACAAAAAAUCGAAUAGACUUAGUAUGUCAACGUCAAAAAUUCCGAAGAACACUGAUAUUGCGACCCAUAAGACAAGCCAUAAUACCAAAGAAGAAGGAAAACCUCACAAAAGUCAUCCAUAUCAAGGAAGGGACAUCACACUUCAUGUUUGCAUUGGCAAACUGAUGGAGGAUCCAAAACCCGGUGAAACAAAAGGGGAGGAAUUUGCCUGCCCCUUUUAUUACCUCUCGACCAGUUGUACUAUGAAAUCCCAUUAUGCAAGAUUUCAUAGAGAAGUACCGUAUGUCGGAAAGCCCACCAAUUAUAAAACAAUCCCCGCCGACAAAUUUAAAGCCAAAGCAUUGUACGAAAGAGAUGAAGAAAUGGUGGUAUGGCAAAAGAUUUACUCGAGAAGACUGAAAAGAGAUGCCAGAGAUGAAAAAGGAGAUAAAGAAGUCUCAGAGCUGGAAUCGAUUAGGAGAUCAAAAACCAAAAAACCUAAGUUGGAAUCGAAGAAUUUAAAGAUCAACGUCGGAUCGUCGGACGACGACGUAUAACUAUUGACAAAUCAACAAAGAGAUCACGGUAACAUUUUCUCAAUAAGUGAGACGUGUAAGUUGCACGUUGACGUGCCACGGUAAAUAAUCAAAUGAUCUAUUUUAUGCCUUAUAUAAUUAUUAAACUCAUAAUAAUCUUUGUUUAAGUAAUUUAGUAUUAUAAUAU
Oppia nitens is the source of this 2021-nucleotide messenger RNA. RefSeq lists its product as uncharacterized. The record is from RefSeq and is a predicted model, not a curated record. NCBI's taxonomy places the organism in Eukaryota, Metazoa, Arthropoda, Arachnida, Sarcoptiformes, Oppiidae. The coding region runs from base 71 to 1855 and encodes 594 amino acids. The transcript has a single exon.